AUGGAAUCGGAUCUGGGGAAGCUCUUCAUUGGUGGGAUAUCGUGGGACACAGAUGAAGAGAAGCUAAGAGACUAUUUUAGCAAGUAUGGUGAUGUUGUCGAAGCUGUGAUCAUGAGAGAUCGUGCCACAGGACGUGCUCGUGGCUUCGGAUUCAUCGUCUUUGCAGAUCCUUCCGUCGCAGAGAGAGUGAUCAUGGAGAAACACAUCAUCGAUGGCCGUACGGUGGAGGCGAAGAAGGCCGUGCCACGAGAUGAUCAGCAGGUGCUGCUGAAACGGCACGCAAGUCCUAUCCACCUUAUGUCACCUGUCCAUGGCGUUGGCGGUGGUGGUGGUGGUGGUGGCAGGACGAGGAAGAUCUUUGUGGGAGGUUUACCGUCAAGCAUCACCGAACCGGAAUUCAAGAGCUACUUUGAGCAGUUUGGUUCUAUUACUGACGUUGUGGUGAUGUAUGAUCACAACACUCAGAGGCCAAGAGGGUUUGGCUUCAUCACAUUUGAAUUGGAUGAUGCUGUUGAUAGAGUCCUCCACAAGACCUUCCAUGAGCUCAAUGGGAAGCUAGUCGAGGUCAAAAGAGCUGUGCCUAAGGAGAUUUCGCCGGUUGCUAACGCAAGAAGCCCGCUUCCUGGUGGUGGUUUUGGUGGCAACUAUGGAGGAGGUAAUAGGAUGAUGUCUGCUGCUAAUAGCUACUUCAAUAACUUUGCUCCUGGUCCUGGCUUUUACAACAGUCUUGGCUCUGUUGGUGGUGGCCGGUUUAGUCCUGUGAUUGGUAGCGGUAGGAAUCCGGUUUCUGGUUUCGGCCUCGGUUUGAAUCAUGAGCUGAGUUUGAGUAUGAAUAUGAAUCUGAAUCAGAGCUAUGAUGGAACAGCUGGUUCUACAAUUGGGUUUAACCGGACUCCGAGCAACCCUUACUUCAACGGCGCUUCACCAAACCGUUACAACACCUCUCCGAUCGGGCACAACAGAACCGAGUCUCCUUACAACUCUAACAAUAGAGACUUGUGGGGAAACAGAACCGAGGCUGCAGCUGGAGGACCUGGUUGGAACUUGAAUGUGCCUAUUGGAAACAAUAGAGGAAACUGGGGACUUCCUUCUUCUGCUGUUGGUGGUAAUGAUAAUAAUGGUUACGGAGGAAGAAACUUUGGGACCGGUUCUGGACUUUCUGCGUCUCCGUUUAACGGUUUUGAAGGUUCUAUAGGGGAAUUGUACAGAGGGAGCUCGGUUUACAGCGACUCAACGUGGCAGCAGCAGCAGCUGCCACAUCAGUCUUCUCAUGAGCUAGACGCUUUGUCUCGCUCUUAUGGUUAUGAAAUUGACAAUGUAGGUUCAGACCCGUCUGCAAAUGACUCAGAAGGUUACAAUGGAAGCUAUAAUGUUGGAAAUAGACAAACUAAUAGAGGUAUUGCGGCUUAG
Messenger RNA from Microthlaspi erraticum, 1410 nucleotides. Lineage: Eukaryota; Viridiplantae; Streptophyta; Magnoliopsida; Brassicales; Brassicaceae. The record is from the annotation of a GenBank genome assembly.